AAAGAACGAGUUUCCGUUGCUUGGACAAGCCCUGCGGAAGGUAGCGGUUGUGUACUAAUUAGAGCAACCAUUUUGGAAACACCGGACACUUGGUAUAUGGACGAUUCGAAUUUGGUUUUAAACAUUUGUCAAGAUACAAAAGCAAAAGCCGAUGAUCAGGGUCCGGUUCUUGAAAAAUGUUGUGCUUGUGACGAGGCCAAGUAUGAAGUUACAUUCGAAGGGCUUUGGUCUAGAAAUACACACCCGAAGGAUUUUCCAAGCAAAGGUUGGCUUAUAAGAUUUUCUGACGUGAUCGGUGCAUCUCACACUGUCGAUUACCGAUUUUGGGAAUACAAUGGAUACGCAAGUAUAGGUUUAAAACAAGUUGCCGAGCUUGGAUCAACUAGAAGAUUGGAAUCCGAAUUAAAAAAUCAAAGUGAACAUAUCAGGACAAUAAUAAAAGCACGAGGAAUCAGUUAUCCUAACGUAACCGGUAGAACUUUUGCCGUAUUUCGUGUAGAUCGCAAACAUCAUUUGAUGUCUUUGAUUUCGAUGAUCGAUCCAUCACCCGAUUGGUUAGUUGGUGUAUCUGGAUUGGAAUUAUGUUUGCCAGAUUGUACAUGGAUCGAGCAUAAAGAAUUAAAUUUGUAUCCGUACGAUGCAGGAACCGACGAUGGUAUAACAUAUCUAUCUCCAAAUUCACCGACAGAACCACAGGAAUCCAUUCGACGUAUUACUUCGACUUAUCCGAAUGAUUCGAGGUCACCGUUUUAUGAUCCAUCUGGUUUGGAUAUGAAACCAUUAGCAAAACUUUAUUUGAAUCGUCAAAGAUUGUACGAGAAAACUUGUAACAAAACUACGACCGAGUCUACGGAACAAGGUUUUACAAAUAUUAAACCUCGUCAUUAUAAAAAUAAAGCAUGCAGAGUAAGUUCUUGGAGUGGUUGGAGCGAAUGUUCAGUAACAUGUGGUAGAGGUAGUAAACUAAGACAACGACAGUAUCACAACAUAACUGCUGCUGUAAUUAACAAAUGUAACGUACUGUUAACGAGUAGGAUAAAUUGUUACGAAGAAGAAUGUGGAAAUAAUGGUCACAAUUCUGGUAUUCUGGGUAGUGAAAAGUGUACUUUAACCGAAUGGAGUGAAUGGAGUUCUUGUACAGCAACUUGUGGUCCUGCAGUAAGGGCACGUUCACGUAAUUUCCUACACAAACAGCAUAGAAAACAAUGCAAUUAUGAACAAAAUGGUCCGGAACUUGAACAGAAUAUCGAAUGUGAUAAUGAAUCUUGUACAGAUGAAGAUCAGGAUGAGGUAAGAAAUUCUUCAGUGAAUGAGGAAAACGACAAGGUCAUGGAAGGAAACGAUAACAAUAUGUCUUACGAGGGUGAUGAAGCGGAUGUCGAGGUAAACGAGGAAUGGUUGCAGAAGUGUCCACCCGAACAUUACACGCAGUGGUCGGUGUGGACCCCAUGCAGUUCCAGUUGUGGAAUAGGUAUGCAAUUGAGAACGAGAAAUUAUAAAGAAAAUUUUAAUCGUAUGGGAGAAGAUAAUCCGAAUAUAGAGGAAUGCAAACAACAACAAGCAUCCUGCAUGGCCGACAGGAAAUUUUGUGAUUUUUCUCGUGAGGAAGCUGCACAAGUAUGCAGCGAACCGAAAAUAGAAGGAAAUUGUUCGGAACAUAUAUUACGUGUUUAUUUCAACAAAUACGACGGACAGUGUCAUCAUUUUAAAUAUACAGGAUGCGGUGGAAAUAGAAAUAAUUUUCCAACCAAGGAAUAUUGUUACACAGUUUGUGGAAAUUAUCAAAGAGAAUUAAAAGCCAACUUGUCGGCUCUUAUGAAAAAUUUUAAGGUAUCCCUCAGCAGUGUGCUCAGCUAUCAUAUACCUGUACAAGAACAACACAGGAGAAAGACAAAACGAGCACAGUUUGAUGAAACCUCGGAAUCUUUAUUAGAGUUCAAAGGUCUUCAAUCUGGAAGUCAAGUGGUAGAAUCGUCAGAAGAAAACAGUCAACGAAUAGAUUGCAGUGUAUCAGAAUGGAGCGCAUGGUCACCAUGUAUUAGAUGUCGUGGUUUUACAUUUAGCACGCGGAAGAUUUUUAUGUCGGCUAAAGGCGGAGGUAAAAGUUGUCCGAAAAAAUUGCUACGGAAAAGAAAAUGUCGUAAAGUACCGCCUUGUUCAGAAAAAAUUAAUAGAAGAGUAAACGAAAGUAAGUAUAAUUUUCAGUAGAUUGUAAAGUACAAUCUUGCUCGAUAAUGAAGUUCCUUUGGAACUUGGGGAAUUACGUCGGAUUAUAGAAUAAGAAAUAUCGAAGUUCAACCUCUCGUGGUCCAAAUGGUAGACUUUGUUCUACAAUUGUAGAAUUUAGAAAUUGUACGACAUUAGAAUGUCCGUAAUAAAUCUUUUCACUCAGUUAUAUGUGGAACUGUUCAAA
Molecule: messenger RNA, 2413 nt
Organism: Polistes canadensis
Lineage: Eukaryota; Metazoa; Arthropoda; Insecta; Hymenoptera; Vespidae
Product: spondin-1-like
Biological process (GO): cell adhesion
Cellular component (GO): extracellular matrix
Molecular function (GO): serine-type endopeptidase inhibitor activity
Source: RefSeq, a predicted model, not a curated record